AUGUCAUUGCCCGAAAACAUGCUAAGUCAACACGGUAAGGAAAUAAAAAUUAUUGACGGGUAUAAAUUAAGAUUUCAUAAAAUAUUAAAUAAUAAUGUAAUACGAUGGAAUUGUACAAACAAAAAGUGUAAAGCAUAUUUGAAAACCGAUGAAAGUGGAGAUACUGUUAUAGAGAAUAAAUUAGAUCAUAAUGACCAUGAAAAAGACGUACAUGACAUUAUGGUUAGACAAGUUAUUCGUAAUUCAUUAAAAAGAAAAGCACAGGAUGAGAUUUGUGAACGGCCACUUAAAUUAAUACAUCAUGAACUUAAGAAAAUUAACACAGAUACAUUAAAUAAAACUGAUAUGAAUUGCUUUCUCAAAAGUAUAUAUUUGGCAAGACGAUCAAAACUACCAGCAAGACCAUGUAAUAUUCAAAAUGUACAUGAAGUAUUGGAUUCGUUAGAAAUCAAAACUUAUGACGAUGAACAAUUUCUAAUAAACAAUAUUUUUGGGGUGUAA
Macrosiphum euphorbiae (potato aphid) is the source of this 501-nucleotide messenger RNA. The record is from the annotation of a GenBank genome assembly. NCBI's taxonomy places the organism in Eukaryota, Metazoa, Arthropoda, Insecta, Hemiptera, Aphididae.